UCUAUUUUUUAAUUCACACAUUAUAAUUGUCACAAGUCACAAUCCUCUGUUAUUUAAUUCUCCUUUUUCUUAACAUUUUCUUUCUUAUUUUUUUAAUUUUUCUCUCUUCUUUCUCUGUCUCUGUUGUUGAAGAAACGCAGAGACAGAACAGAAGAAGAGGCGGAGGAGAAGAAGAAGAAGAAGCAACUUUUCCAUUUCUUUCCCCACACUCUCAAUUUUUCACGUAAUUUCAUCAUUUUUUUCCUUCAAUUCAGCUUCUUCUCCUUCAAUUUCCCUUUCCCUCCUUUUUGUUCUCUCUUUGCCCCUGCGCAUUAAUCAAAUUCUCUUCAUUCUUCGUGAAUUCAGUGUUAUAUAGCUCAAUUUUUUAAUUCUCUGACUCAAAAAACGAUUCAUCUAAUUCAUUUCGUUUCUCGGGGUUGAGCUUCGGAAAAUUUUCACGAUUCUCUUUGCGUUUGAUCAUCUUGUUCGUUGAGGAAUUUUUCCUGGCAUAACCAUGCCACCAGCUAUGGUGCUUUCGCCAUUGCCGGAAUCCCCGUCGGUGCUGUCAGUUCCGGAAUCCCCGUCGGAGACUCGUCGAUUCGGAGAUAUCAGAGGUUUGCAGUGGCGUAUCAGUCUCGGGGUUUUGCCUUCUUCGAAUUCCAUUGAUGAUCUUCGUCGUGCCACCGCUAAUUCUAGAAGGAGAUAUGCCAAUUUGAGAGGUCGCCUCCUGGUUGAUCCCCAUCUUCCAAAAGAUGGAGGUAGUCCACCCAAUCUUAUCAUGGACAAUCCACUUUCACAAAAUCCAGAUAGUACAUGGAGUCGCUUUUUCCGCAAUGCUGAGCUGGAGAGGAUGGUUGAUCAGGAUUUAUCACGUUUAUACCCAGAACAUGGGGGAUACUUCCAGACACCAGGAUUCCAAGGCUUAUUGAGACGGAUUUUAUUGCUAUGGUGUCUCAAACACCCAGAGUGUGGUUAUAGACAAGGAAUGCAUGAGUUACUUGCCCCGCUGCUAUAUGUUCUCCAAGUUGAUGUGGAACAUCUUUCCGCAAUACGAAAGCUUUAUGAAGAUCACUUCACAGACAGAUUUGAUGGCCUUUUCUGUCAGGAGAAUGAUCAUCGUUACAGCUUUGAUAUGAGAAAAUCUACAGACUCAGAGGAUGAUAUUGGUUCCUGUGGAGAUGCAUUGAAAAUCCAGAGUCUCGAUGAGCUUGACCCUAAUAUACGAGCGCUUGUAUUGCUAGGUGAUGCUUAUGGGGCUGAAGGUGAACUUGGUGUUGUUUUGUCCGAUAAAUUCAUGGAACACGAUGCUUACUGCAUGUUUGAGGCAUUAAUGAGUGGUGCUCAUGGUUCAGUUGCAAUGGCUGAUUUCUUCUCUUAUUCACCUGUGGCUGGGUCCAAUACUGGCUUGCCUCCUGUAAUUGAAGCUUCAAAUGCAUUGUAUCAUUUGUUGUAUCACGUUGAUUCAUCUCUACACAGUCAUCUUGUUGAUCUUGGGGUUGAACCCCAGUACUUUGCUCUUCGCUGGUUCCGAGUUUUAUUUGGACGGGAAUUUUCACUCGACAACCUCUUGAUCAUCUGGGAUGAGAUAUUUUUAUCAGAUAAUAGUAAAAAGCAGAAGCUUGCUGAGGACACUACAGAAUCUGGUUUUAUGAUAUUACAAUCACCUCGUGGAGCCUUUAUCACGGCUAUGGCUGUUGCAAUGUUACUUCGAUUAAGAUCUUCACUACUGGCAACUGAAAAUCCCACAAUCUGUCUUCAGAGGUUAUUAAACUUCCCCGGGGACACAGAUAUUGAUAAACUACUAGCAAAGGCUAAAUCCUUGCAGGAUAUUGCAUUAAGUACUGAAAUUUCAUCAUCAAUACCUUCAUUUGUGUGGUUUCAUAACCAAGCAAAAUCAAUUAGUGCAAGAUCUACGACUCAUCCAUCUGACUCAGAUUCUCCGAGAACUCCUCUGAAACUGUUGACUGAUAGCUACUGGGAAGAAAAGUGGAGAGUUGCCCACAGUACCGAAGAACUUAAGCAAGAUGGAGCCGAAAAUCAGGUUCCAGCUCAGAAAAAGAAAUGGACAGAAAAGGUAAAUGUCAGUUUAAAGAGAACAGAAUCUGCCCCUUCUCCAUCCACAACUAAUAAUGGUAAAAAGGAAAAUAAGGAAGCUGUUAGACGCAGUUUGUUAGAAGAUCUUUGUAAGGAACUUGGCUCAGAGGUAGAUACAGAAAACCUGUAUGUAUUCGAGCAGGAUAAUUGUCCUGUAGUAGUUGAAAGGGAACAACAAGAUGACGGCUCUGAAUGCUGCAACAAUUACUUUGCAGAUGUUAGAGGUCUAAGUGUAAGUACUAGAAGUGAGGGAAAUUCACCUAUAUUUUCUGGCCUAGCUAGUCCUCGUUUGGAUGUCAAUCGUCGAAACUAUUCUGAGAAAAGUAGCAUUCCGUAUAAUUAUAAUUUGUCCUUUCUUGAAACUGAAAUCAAUGAAACUGGUUCACCUCUUCCAGUCUCUGAUUGUCCUGAGAACUUAUCUCACACAUCCUCCUUCAACAAUGAUCCUUUGGGAAAUUCAGCCUCACAUCCUAAGUGGGGAAAGCUGAAUAAAUUCCAGUGGUUUUUUUCAAGGCUUGGACGAAACAGUGAUGAACGUACAUCUGUCAAGGGUGGAAGUCCUUCUCAAGAUGCAAAACCUGCCAAAUGCGAAAAUCAAAGUCAUGUAAUGAUACCCUCUUCUUCUAUAGCAAAUGGGCAUUGUAGUCCUGUUAGAAGCCAAGGGGAUUCUCCGAUAGACCAGAAUAUGGUAGGAACUAUUAGGAAUAUUGGGCAGUCUAUGCUUGAGCAUAUUCAGGUGAUUGAGUCUUCUUUCCAACAAGAACAGGGAGCUUCGAAAGAUGUUGUGGUUGGUAAAGGGCAGCUUGCUGCCAUGACAGCAGCUCUGGAUGAACUUCGAAAAAUUAGUAAUCUUUUGUCUGAGAUGUGAGGACAUUGAGGUUGAGCUGUACAUAUAUUUUGUAAUUUGUAAUUACAAUUCGUUAGGCUGAGUUUCUUUUGAUUCUCUUUCACAGCUCAUUAGUUCCAG
Molecule: messenger RNA, 3040 nt
Organism: Arachis stenosperma
Lineage: Eukaryota; Viridiplantae; Streptophyta; Magnoliopsida; Fabales; Fabaceae
Exons: 5
Coding region: 494-2941 (815 amino acids)
Biological process (GO): activation of GTPase activity
Molecular function (GO): GTPase activator activity
Source: RefSeq, a predicted model, not a curated record